Chenopodium quinoa (quinoa) is the source of this 3256-nucleotide messenger RNA. RefSeq names its product pre-mRNA 3' end processing protein WDR33-like. The transcript is spliced from 3 exons. Gene Ontology annotation, cellular component: nucleus. The coding region runs from base 2048 to 3043 and encodes 331 amino acids. The record is from RefSeq and is a predicted model, not a curated record. Gene Ontology annotation, biological process: regulation of DNA-templated transcription. Gene Ontology annotation, molecular function: transcription coregulator activity; RNA binding. NCBI's taxonomy places the organism in Eukaryota, Viridiplantae, Streptophyta, Magnoliopsida, Caryophyllales, Amaranthaceae.
CCUCUGCUUAGUAGCCUUGUCGUUCGCCCGUCCGACAGCGGCGGCGGCGCUGGUAGCGAUUACGAGCCCGGCGAAGUUCGCCGUGACGCUCCUCCUUAUUCUCGCCCUGAUCGUUAUUCCGAUGAUCCUGCUUCAGUUAUCGCCUGGUGCAAGAAUGGGGAUCUUGAGGAAGGCAUAUUUUGUGUGAAUGCGGGUUUUGAAUUGGGUUUUGGGGGUUCUUUUCCUUUUUCUGGUUUUCAGGGGUAAUUGUAAAUGCGGCAUUUUCCUUAAAAUAAGUAUUUACAUGACUUGGAAACCUGAUUUGUUUUCGGUGUCAUUUGAUUACAAGUAUAAUACCAAGGUUCCAUUUUUUGGGAGUUGAGGAACUUUGACACCGGUUUAUAGGGGUCUCCUUUGGAGGAUUCACCUUGGAUGUUUUUAUUAAUGUGGUACUGGAAAAGCCUCAAGAUGGCCUUACUGAUUGGAGUAGGUAAAGGUGGAAAUUCAUAUUUGAUUAAUGGUUGAAGGGUCAGGAGUUUAUUUGCAAUAUCAGGGCCAUCAGCUUGAUUAUGGGGGCUUUGCUGUGGAAUCGGCUGGAAAUAAGUUAAAAUCUUGCCCACAAUGAUGCAUACUUUUCCUGGAUUGGAAUUUUGCCAAAAUUGUGAUUAGGAUCUUGUUUGUUGCCCAAAAUUGGUUUGGAAGUAUUUUUUAGAUGGUAAGCUUUGAUGUAAAAUUGAUGGUCAGGUUGACAUAAAUAUGGAGUAUGUAUUGCAAUGGUGGUCAAUCAGUUUGUCUUACCAAUUAUGCAGAAAACCUUUCAGUUUAUGUCAUUUGAAUUCUUAAGUGUGGCAUAUUUUGGCAGUAGGUUUUUGGUAUACAAUUGCAAAUUUGCAAGAGGGAGAAUUUGCUGCUUAGCUGGACAACCUUGGCUCUCUCUCUUAGUCCAUUGCAGAAGAUUAGGUUUUAUGCAAAUUGUUAGAGAGGAAGUCAGCCUUUCAGGCUUCAUAUAUGUCUCAAUCUUGUACAUCUGGAUAAAUGCCAAUCUAGGAUAGAUAUCUUGGUCAGGGUUAUAAAAUCUUUUGUGUCUAGAUACUGAUGGCAUAUAUAUUCUCUUACAUGAGGGACAUCUAUUGUUUGGGAUUGAAGAUGUUCAGAGGAUAAUUCUGCAAGUGCUAUGGCGAGGUUAUCUGUUAUUUCCUGUCACAUGGCAUGUUAUGAGAGGGACAUCUAUUGCUGGGGGGAUCAUAUAUGUUUUUUUCCACGUUGGGGGACGGUUGUGCCAACACUCCUCAAAGGUCCGUCAAACAAAUUGGUGGACAACGUUAGAGCAAAAUAUUUGGGAGAAAAUACAAAGGCGGUUGGGAUCAUUUGUAUGGCUCACUCACCAUUCACCAAGUAGUAGUUUUCAGGUCUAAGAUCUCAUUUUAUGGUCUCAGCCUCAGCCCCCAAGUCACUGAAAUAUCUUGCUUCCACAGUUUCCAAGUCACUGAAAUAUCUUGCUUCCACAGUUUCAUGGGUUCAAGAUGCUUUUCUUGGGCCUUCACUCUUGAACUAGCCUUUCUCCUAAUUUUCUGUGGAAGUUGUUUAAAACCAAACCUUGAGGAUAUUUAGCUUGUGUGCUUUUAGUAUUAGUCUCUUUAGUGUUAGCUCUCACUAGCUGGAGACAGCUUAUUGGGAUUGCGUUCGCUGGUUUACUACUUUGCUGAAAACCCUAUUGCCACUUUGCCGUCGGAAAGAUGGUUCAAAAUUUAGAUGUUUGUAGUUUCAUAUGGAUUUUAACAUGUAUUCUUGCUUCAGAACAUUUUGGUGAACUGGAUCAUUUUAGAAUUGGGAUUAAUACAUAUCUCUGCUGGUAUUUGGUUAAAAUUGAUGAUCUGUUUAUGGUUAAUAAACACAUGCAUAUAUUUCGGGCUGCUUGUUUGAGAAAACAGGGACUGCUAUCAUGUCCUAGAAUCUUGUGAUAUACUAAUACUGGUCGGGAGGCUGUUGGUAAUAGUCUCCAACCAAGUUAUGUGGGCUGUGAAUUGAACCUUCUGAUAGUUUAUAUGGACUAUUUAAUCUUCUUACCAUGAUAUUAGUAGCAGUUGUUCAUUUCAACAUCAUCAGUGUUGUUUUCUUGUUCUUCUACAAAAUACAUUCACCAGGGUAUAGAGCACGGGCGGUUUCUGGUUCUCCUGUGCGUCGCAGAGAAGUGGAACGUAGAUAUAGUCCUGCUCCCAUUGAUCGUUUAGAUGGCCCACCUCGGCAUCGUGGAUUUGGGGGUGGGAGAGAGAACGUGAGGUCUCCUGGUCGUUACCGAGACUUUUCACCCUCUCAUUCUCGAGGAAGGGGUGGUCGUCCGUUUGGAAGAGGAUUUGAUGGUCCUGGUCAUGGUCCCGGGGCAGCCAGAGGGGAAGGAAUGCACAAGAACAACCCUAAUGUUCGGCCAAGAGAAGGGGACUGGUACUGCACGGAUCCAGCGUGUGGGAACUUAAACUUUGCCAGGCGAGAGUACUGCAACAACUGUAAAAGGUCUCGUUAUGCUCCUGCUGGAAGUCCCCGGAGAGGAUAUGGUGGCCCACCUCCACCAAUGGGGCCGCCACGUCGUUUCCCAGGCCCACCAAUAGAUCGCUCACCUGGCAGGUUUGGUAAUGGCUACAGAUCUCCUCCACGUGGCUGGCCAAGAGAUGGGCCAAGAGAUUUCGGACCUGGUGGGCCGCCUCCUAGACAUGAAGGCAGGUUUCCUGACCACCACCUCCGAAGGGAUCGGCUUGACUACCCUGAUGAAGAUUUUAGAGAUCGUGGCAAGUUUGACAGGCCACCACCACCAGAAUGGGGGCCACGAGACCAUGGACGAGAUGGCUUUUUGGACAGGAAAGGGUAUGAGAGGCGGCCAUUAUCUCCUCUUGCACCUCUGCUGCCACCACCUCGUGGACGAUGGGCUGAUCGUGAUAUGAGAGAGAGGAGUCGCUCUCCCAUUAGAGGUGGACCACCACCAAAAGACUUCCGUAGGGACCCUUACAUUGAAAGGGGAAGGGAUGACAGACGUGGGGUUGGUCGAGACCGGAUUGGCAAUGUGUAUUAGAUGUAGAUUAGACUUGGCCAGCGUUAGCUGUAUUAACUGUUGGAUUGUCUCUUCCCAAUUAUCAUAGAUUCAGUUUCUACUUUCUGGUUUUGGAGUAGAAUUCCUGAAAUUAUCUUACUGAAAUGUGACUAUGUUACUGUUAUCUCUGUUUUACAGGAUCAAUGCUGUGUGGUACAGUUGCAACCUCAUUUUAAUACUCCGCAGUUGAGUUUA